Messenger RNA from Sebastes umbrosus (honeycomb rockfish), 1560 nucleotides. RefSeq names its product golgi SNAP receptor complex member 2 (gene gosr2). Gene Ontology annotation, molecular function: SNAP receptor activity; SNARE binding. Gene Ontology annotation, biological process: intra-Golgi vesicle-mediated transport; vesicle fusion. The transcript has 6 exons. Gene Ontology annotation, cellular component: endoplasmic reticulum membrane; Golgi apparatus; late endosome membrane. The record is from RefSeq and is a predicted model, not a curated record. Lineage: Eukaryota; Metazoa; Chordata; Actinopteri; Perciformes; Sebastidae. The coding region runs from base 195 to 833 and encodes 212 amino acids.
ACCUCUCUCUCGCUUAAGUGACGCGUUAGAACUUCCGGUUUCCUACUUCCGUACACAAACGCUCUGCUGAUGACGUGUACACUCCACUACCGUUAGCUGGCUAGCUAGCUAGCAUAGCCACCUGUCAGAGGAUAACGGUGUGUUAUAAACACCGUAACAAAGAGGGGCAACGCUUCAACAACAAACCACGGAACAUGGAGUCGCUUUACCAUCAGACAAACAAGCAAAUCCAGGAGGUUCAGUCUUAUAUGGGGAAUCUGGAGAAGACUGAACGUCAGUCAGUCCACUUGUUAGAGAAUGAGCUGCAGGCCAGAAUCGACCAGAUCUUCAACCAUUUAGAACGCCUCGAGAUCCUGGCCAGCAAGGAACCACCAAACCGCCGCCAGAACGCCAAAUUGCGAGUGGACCAGCUCAAGUAUGACGUCCAACACCUUCGGACCGCGCUACAAAAUUUCCAGCACCGACGCUAUGCCAGAGAGGCCCAGGACAGAGAGAGGGAGGAACUCAUGAGCCGCACCUUCACGACCAACGACGCAGAUACCUCCAUCCCCAUAGAUGAGACACUACAGUUAAACUCCAACUUGCACAACUCACACAGAGGCAUGGACGACCUCCUGGGCAGCGGCAGCAGCAUCCUCAACGGUCUCAGAGAUCAAAGAUCUACACUGAAGGGGACCCAUAAGAAGAUGCUGGAUGUGGCCAACAUGUUGGGGCUGUCUAACACGGUGAUGAGACUGAUAGAAAGGCGAGCCACCCAAGAUAAGCUCAUCAUGAUUGGAGGCAUGCUGCUGACCUGCGUCUUCAUCUUCCUGGUGAUCAGAUACCUGGGCUGAGCGCCAUCCGUCCACAGCGGCGUUUUCUGAUCAGUCGUGGACAUUUCUGCAGCACAUCAUCCCUCAUGAUAUGAAAAGUGGCAGAAUGGAAUUUUUUAACAUCAGAUUUGAGUAUUUUUUUUUAAAAUAAUUUGUGCCAUUAUAGUUUGUUUUUCAUCAUUUCAAUUAUUUUUGGCACCUGAAAAAUGGUCAAGUUCGAAGACUUUAAUUACAUUCAGUAUUUAAUUCCAUUAGAGCGUUGAACGUUAUUAUAAUAGGUCUGCUGCCUCAGAUUACUGCCACAAAUCCAUAAUCAAUUUUUUUUUUUUUUUUUUUUUAAAUCAAAACCACUCUGAAACUAUAAAUCACUCGUGACUGUAACCCAAUGGCUUUUUAAAAAUACUUCAAACUGAUCUUCAACUUGCUUUUGCCUCCAGUGAAAAGCUAUUUGUUUUGUUUUGUUCCUGGAUCUGUUAAUGUUGUCUUUCUGCAUUGUUGGUUCAUAGAGAAAUAGAAAUACUCAUAAUGCUCAAUGUUUUUUCACCUUGAAACUCAAGAAUACUCCCUGAAGAAUAUUUUGUUUUAUGUACAUGGCGGCGACAAAGAUUUGUUCAGAAAGACAAUAGAAGCAGCAAUUCAUUUGUAAUUGUUUAUAUAGUUUUCUCUUGGAUUUGAGCUCGGGUCUAGUCUCACUAUGUGAGUGAUUUAAUUCUCUUAACAUAAUAAAAUGUGUUUCAUUUCCUCUGUA